AUGUCCUCGGACGGGUCUGUUUCUGAAAUGUCGGCGACGGAAGUAAUUAGCGCCGGGCCGUUUACCAUGUCCCGGGUACGAAAUUGGCUUUCGGAAAACGCGCGGGACUCGCACACUCGCGGGGCAAUUGCGGCGCUGGCGCAGUAUCGCGUCUCGAACGACAACGCAGUUCUCGCUCGGCACGUGUUCGCCGUGUGCCAUCGCCGUGGCCGGACAGAUUCCGGUGACCCGGACGCGGACGAAUUGGCCGGAGCUACAGAACGCGGCCGUUUACACGCGCCGGCCGACCGAUUUCACGGACCAUUUUCCGACCGAGCGCCGUUAGUGCAGCGCCCGAGAUAA
Molecule: messenger RNA, 342 nt
Organism: Cinara cedri
Lineage: Eukaryota; Metazoa; Arthropoda; Insecta; Hemiptera; Aphididae
Source: the annotation of a GenBank genome assembly